GAGCAGCAGCGGCAAGUGCAGACGAGACCAACAACAGCAGCAGCAGUAAUGUCCGCUGCUCACAGCAGCACACCUGGGUGUGACGACCCGACCAGCGCGUGAGCGAGCCUGCAUGCAGCAACCACUCAAUCAGCCAGCCGGCCACCAUUAUUAUCAUCAGUUCAUCGUCAUUGCUGUCGCUAGUCGUUAGGUUGCUCGCUCGCUUUUUGGCAACAGCAGCUCUGUCGUUUUUGAGUGGCGGUCGCAGCGGUGGCGGCGGCGGCGGCGGCGGCGGCGUCCGUGUGAACGGCGGAGAGUGAACGCGCUCACUGCGAGUGAGUAGCCACUAGCGAAUGCUGCAGGCGUUUUGCCUCGCGCCACUGUCUGUGCCCACAGCAGCAAAGCAGCAGCACCAGCAGAUCUGGCUGUGCGUUUUCUGUCGUCGUCGUCGUCGUCUCUCGCUGAGGCAGCAGCAGCAGCAGCGCAGCGGCUCUGCUAAUGGCUGUGCCGUGCCGCCAUCAGUCGUGUAUUGAAUUGCGAGUUCAGAAUGAAUUAGUUCUGUAGUAGUGUGAUGCGUGAAAGUUCUCAGCAGCUUCAGCUGCCGUCGCAGCAGCACCACUACCAACAGCAGCAGCAGUAGCAUGGUGAGCAGUAACAUCCUCGGAGAGCGCUGAGCCGAGCAGCACGAACAAGCCUCAGUCGUCAGACUGAACGGGAAGAAGCAGUGCGAUACGGUCAGUGUGAAUAACAGCAGCAGCAACAGUAAUAACAGUCAGUCGUGGCGGGGGUGUCCACCGUUAGCAGUUGUGCUUACGGACAAAACAGACGACAAAACGAAGCAAAUCGGGCUAGCAGCAAAGUUGCCAAUCAGUCUGCCAGAGAUAGGCUGUAAGGCAGGCAGACCAACAGCAUCAACGAAGUAGACGACAAGACGGACAGGCGAGGUAUUAAACGCCUACCAAACCAGUCUACCACCCAUUCAGCCAGCCAGUCAACUGAUUGGCAAGAAAUAAAGGAGUAAAACGACGGCUAACGAAGAGAAUAGCGGUAAACUGUCGCUCGAUCGCGCUUGUUGUUUGGUGGCUCGAUCCGGUGGCGUCAUUAAUCCCGCUGCUGUGCUCUUAUUUAGCUGCUUGUCGCUAGCGAGCGACUCAAGCCAGUAGUCGCUGUUACAAUAUCAGCAGUGCCUCGGUUGUUGUUGCUGAUCGUUCAGCCAGUGUUACCGAACAACGGUCAUUCUCUGCCUCCUCCUCGUCCUCCUUCCCCCCUGCCCGAUCGGUCAGUUGGUGUGUCGUCGUCCCCAUAGUUAUCGCUCGGCUCGGCGGCGACUGGCGUAGUUCGCGAGUGAACGAACGAUUUAACAGCAGUUAGCGGCCGGCAGUUAACUCCAAUUCGCGUUGCUGCGGCCAGCGCCCUGACCAUUACCAUCCCCGUCCGCACACCCGCCACCCCCUGACAUUCAGCCAGCCAGUAAAACCUAUUGAUGAGAACCACCCGGCUAACGCCAAUGCCCCCCUAUACAAGAACGAUCGAUCAGUGAUUAUCACGAUUAUAACUAACAUCACCACCCCAACCUGUCUCGCCAUUGGACUGUGAAUCAGUGAAUGUUGGAGAUUUCGAUUUGAUUGGGUUGCUCGGCUACAACAACGACGAUGGUUACCGCUAUCCGCCAUCCGUGAAUACUACUGCUAACGACCCCCCGAAGCAGCAGCAGCAGUACCCAUAAAAUUAACACAGUUUAUAGCUAUUAUUACCAUUAGUACAACCGAGUGGUGUGUCAUCAUGUACAUCGAUCUCUCCGUCUGUUUGUCUGGCUUUCCUGACGCGAGCGUAACCCAUUGACAAAUUCGACGGAGGUAGCGAGUGCGCGUGUGAUUGCGUAGAAUUAAUAAAGCAACGGAUCAGGAAACAUCUGCGCGUCAACGAAAAGGAAGAAGGGGCACGAGGCUGUCUAUAUUUCUGCGACAUAGUGUAUCUUGUUCUUCGGAUGUACAAAGACUAGUCGAAAGUGGAAUAGCAGAAAAAGAAGGGUACUCAGAAUUUCGAGGAAAUUGUGUGUCAGACUGAGAGCGAAGUGAAAGAAUGAGUAAUUCUGAAGUUUGUUGACCAAUCUACGGCUAGCAUCAUUGCUUGACAUCUUGUUUUUAAAUCUACUUAUAGUUAUCCUUUUGUAACACCUUCGUUGUAUAGUGGCACGGUACCGUGCCAUUGUGGUAUCAUCAUCCGUCAACUAUUUGCCUCCGCCACCGUCGUCACCAUCAUCGCCGCCCCCGCCACCCUGUGCCCCGGUGCCGAUCUUUGAUUCGUACGACGACAAAGUGAGCCAGUGUUUGGUCGUCGUCGAUCAGUCGCUCGAUUCGUUCGGAUAUAUUCCUUUUGUUUGUGUGUGAGAAAGAGAGCUCUUAUACGCGCGCGUGUCCGGCAGAAUCUGCCUGUGGGUGUGGGUGUGUGUGAGUGCGGGAACCGGACUAUCGAUAUCAGAAGAAGUAGAUUACCAGUGGUGUUAUCGCAGGAGUAGUGUCGAUGACGGCGGUCAUAAAUAUUUCUUUAUCUGCAUCGUUUGCGCGUGAUUAACCUCUGUGUGUGUAUGUGUGUCUGUAUUCGAGGGCCGACCCCCGUUCGAACGCCUAAUACAGCAGCUGGCCUACCACCCGUAGAUGCUGCAUAUUCCGUCUAUUCCUUUACCGUUUGGUAGCGCAAUCGCUACUAACCAAGAUCGGGUGCAAGAAUAGAAAAGACAGUGCCUGCGAGAAAGCUAACCGCUAGAACGAUCGGCCAUCGAAGCAAAACAACAACUGCGUCAACAACAACAACAGCAGCAGCAUCAACAACAGCAACAGGAACAACAAGCAACAAAGCAGCCGCAUGGCAUACAGCCAUCGUCGUGUUGUGACGGCUGCGCCUGAUCUGUCGUGCUGCUACGUGCACCUCUCCGUUUCCCAUCGACAGCCGUCUAACAGUGGAAGCAACAGAACCGAUACUACAACUACUUGUUGAGAUAAUAGCCAAGGUGGUGGCUGACUGCAGGGAAGACGCGAUUCCUGUCUAUAUCUUGUCAGGUCUAGGGCACAAAAAGCAGAAGGAAGACCAAAGAAAAGGAAGGAACGCAGGGCAGCGACGCCCACAACAACAACGCAGCAACGUGGCGAAAAAAGGCGGGUAGUUUCGUCGAUGGGUGACAACUAGUGAGUAUCAACAACAAGAACACGGAGCAAAGGAAGUAUCUGCAGGUGGACAUUCCUCAGCAGCAGCAGAAAUCGAGUGGUAAAAUGCAAUGCUGGUAAAACGAGAUAAUUAGUGCCUGUGUGCCGCGUUGAUAGCGCUAGAGACGCAAAGAGUGAGGGAGAAAAGGGAUCUUUGCGGCUAAUAGUCGGCCGGGCGGUGGGCAGACGGACAAAUAGCGAAGUAAAAACAAACCGUCAAGCGCACCAAAAGAAACACCCUGAAACGAAAAAUCAAACUCCUCAUACAGCUCGUUAGCGAGCAAAGCCGCUAGUUGAAACCGCUGUUGCUAUAGCUGGGAACGCGCAGAAACAGCGAUCAGCAGAAAAAAGAAACCGAAACACACAACGAGGGACUGAGAAGAAAAGUGUGUAAAUCAGGGUUAAAGAGAAAAGUGUGUAUGUAUUGUGCUCUCGGGCAAUGAUCGGGGGCUUUGGAAGUCCAGAACGAGAGGCCCGCGGGCGGCCGUCCGUCCCACGACGACGACGACGACCACACUGCCUCGUCUUGUGGUGGAGGAGGAGCAGCAGCACCAGCAGCAGCAGGCGUCGGCCAUCAUCAACAUUAUUAUAAUCGGUGGCAACAGAAGAUUCAAAGUGGCUGAGUCGCGAGGAUUGUUGCCUUGUUGACCCCUCCCCCUAUAACGAUAACCCACCACGAUACCCAUCAUAACCAGCACCCCUUUGUGUCAACGAUAAAGAACGCCGGGCAAGUUGUUGUAACUGUCGAUCGCGAACAUCACAAACAAAGAGAGAAAAAGAGAGCGUUCGUUUGUUGCUUGGGCCGGUGACGGUGAGGGCCCAUCAACGGCUGCAGCCACCGCCCACGGCGACGACGCCGCCGUCGCCGCCGCUGCCGCCGUUGUCGUCUGUGAAGCCACAAUAGCAGCAGCCCUCAACAAGUGAAAGCGCGCCGGCAGGCCCCAAUAGUGGCCGAGGCAAUAGGUGGUGGCGGGGAGCAAUUCAUCGUAUUGUCGUCAACGUCACACUGUGUAUGAGUGAUACGCCAAACGGCGGAGAACGCGUCAAAAGAGAAGCUUAAAUGACAGCGGGGUCAGUAUAUCCACACAUACGCACACAUCCACGCAAGGAGCUAUCGAAGCAGGGAGAGUAAAAAGACAAGGAAGGAAACAGAGCGCCAAAGAAUAAUAAUGGUAGACCGCACAAUGAGAAGCGAGAUUUAAAAAACAACAUUCAUCUCGUUAUCGGCUGCCGACUUCAGGCGAGAGCGACGACAGCGAGCAGUAUCAUUUGCACGAUUGGUCAUCGCAGCUCUUCGUUAUUAUCGUGGAUAACAAAAAUAAUCAUUCUACUCGUAUAAUAGUCUACCAACGAUCAUUGCUGCGACUAUUGUGUGUAAUACCUUCAGGUGUGGGUUGCGGGGUACAUGUGCGUGAGUCGAACACGGCGACAUUAACACAUCCUAUCAUUUGAUGGUGCUUGUGCAGUUGGGCCGCCGUUGCGCUGCGGUUACCUGCAAUAGUAGCACCUGCGAGAGUACUAUUACGACCAGUGCCGGGUUCGAUAUAUAGUAUCGCGUUUGCAUAACCCGUGACGUCAGUCCAUCCGUCCGUCCCCACGCAAAAUCGUCGGCAUUGACUGAGCAUUGACCGGCACGAAUAGCUACGAACCGCAAGCAAUUAACCGAGUAAACGUCCAACGAGAGCUGACUUCAUAUAGCUAUCACAAUUCUAACGCCAGACGAGGCAGUAGCACACGACGACAGCAACAACAGCUGCACGGCACCAUCGUCACCAGUCACAAGCUAACAAUCCGCAGUAUCACCGCAGACAGCAGCUGGUGCCCCCACCAACAUCAUCGUCACAACUGCUGCCCCAACAGUAGCAGCGAAAGCGACAGCGGCGCCAGAGGCGACCGCAAAACGACAGCAGCAGCAGCAGCAGUAGCGGCGAGGAGUGACAAUUGCUCCUGCUGCUGCUUCUUCAGCAGAGGUUACAGUAUUGCUGACGGUGUACCGGGCGCUGUGGCCAACUACGACAAUAACAACCUCAACAGCAGCAGCAGCAGCAGCAGUGCGCUGUUUAUCGUUGCGUCGUCGCGCUUGUCGGUGACGCUAGCGCUGCUGGUGGAGGCUGAUGUUGUAGCUGGAUAGCUGGCGACUGCUGCGGCGGCGACAGCCUUUCUGCCUAACUGACUGACUAACUGCCCGUCAAAGCAGUAGGUGAGUGAGCAAACCAACGAGCGAGCCCAUCUCAGUCAUCGUCGUCGCCGUUGUCGUCAGUCGUCACAGCGCGGGGAGUGUGCAAGCUGCUGGGUGGUCGGUCGUUAGUUCGAAGUGAGUGUCUGUCCGUUUGUCUGUUUGUGACUGUGUCUCCAUUGGAGAGGAAGAAAAGUUGCUUCGCUCGGCACACGCCGGUGGCACUCAUCGUCGUUCGCUCAGUGGUGCUCAUGUCCACCGCCGUAUCCGUGUGUUGCUGUCUGCGUUCCAUUCGUUGGCGGCUGGCGUGUGUACGAUAGCUUUGCGUUAACGUAGUGUUUGUGAGCGUCUCCCUCUGUGCGCGAGUGAGUGUGUCGGCUGGGCUGGCUGGCUGGCUUUUCGGCUCGUCUACCUGGCGACUCGUACGACCGUGUCCCCGUGUUCUGGUGUUCUUCUGGGUCGUUUGUACAAAUCGGCCACUAAGAGCAAAAGCAACAGUUUUGUCCACGGCUGGGUCGUGUUAGAAACGGCGUUGUCCGAGGAUUUCACGGUGUACAUCGAGCAAGUGCUGUUUCGUACUGUACUUUAGCAGUGCGACAGAGCCUGCCGACUGUCGUCGGCUACAAGCAAACGACGAAUAGCCGCUACUACAAUUAACACCAGCACAAUUAUCACCGUCACCUACGGGAGUGUUAAAGAAUCAGCCAGCGGCCAUACCAACCAGCAACAGUUCAAAGCAAAUCAAAAGCGACUAGGGGCUGUACUAUCAAUACAACAGCAGCUACUACAGCUGGUACCACUACUUUUAGUAUUGGCGCUAUUCCGACGUCCACGCCAGCAAGAAUAAGGAAAAGCUGCUGUUGUGUUGCUUUUGGCCGCGUGUGUUGCGCUAGUAGGCAUCCACCACUACAGCCACGCCAUCAUCAUCAUAGUCAUCAAUAACAACAACGACGACAACAACAACAGCGGCCGCAGCAACAACAAUAAUAAUAACAAAAUUACCACCACCACGACGACGACCAGCGCCACGAUUCACCGAAAAUCUGCCAUUAUCUUCCCACUGCACGUAUUGUUCCUGUGCGUGACUUGCGUUGUUAUUGUCCCGGUGAGUUGACGGGCCGGCGAGUUCACGGCGGCCCGAAAAUAGCAGUUGUAACAGCAGUCACGGCAAGAGCAACUAUCUCCGUGAACGUCGUCGUCGUCGUCGUCGUCGUCGUCGUCGUGGUCGUCGUCGUCGUCGUCGUCGUCGUCGUCGUCGUCGUCGUCGUCGUCGUUAGUAGUCAGUGCAGUACUGGUCCUGGACUUUGUAGCUUUCCAAUACAAGCAUUGGAAAAAAAUCCGAGAUCAUUGCGGUAGCUAAGGCAGCAACGGCAGCGUCGAGCGACCUUCCUGCUGCGACUGCCGCUGUUGCUGUUGUUGUUGUUGUUACAAGCCGGUCAAAGACGACGACAAAGACAACAGCAACAACAUCGACGCCGUCAAAACGAACCAGCCAACCAUCGUCAUCAUCGUCACCACGAAUCGUAAGCAGGCAGCAGAAGAGCCUACAGCCGACAGGAACACCUGCACCGAAACGAUCUGCAGGAAUAACGGCAAGCACUCCUAUAAUAAUAAUAAUAACCUGAGGGAGACCAAUAAAAUAGUAGUGUACGGGUAAACGAAAAGAGAAACCGGGAAGAGAUAGGAAAAAGGCAACUUACACGGGACGGCACAGACGAAGACGAGAAAGCCCACGGGAAGGACGAGAAGAAAAACAGCGACGACGACAACAGCAACAACAACAACAGCAACAACAACAAAGACGACCAACACAAGAUCAGCUGCUUUAACUAUUGAUGCUUAAUAUUCGUAUGAGCACAGCCAUAGUGUUAUUGGCAACUAUUAUAACAUCAACAAAAUAAUCUCAAGACUACGAAAGCCCACACCGCAGCGCCGACAACAGCUUCAGAGCCUGCACUAUCUCGCCCUGUUUGUAAGAUACAGUUCGUUAUUCUAUAGGUGAAUAUUGUUUGCUGAGAGAUCGUGUGCCUCGUCAGCUGUUCCAGGGUCGCCUGCGUGUUCUUAAACAGUGUCGUCGCCGUCAUCAUCCUCAUCAUCAUCAUCUUUGCGUUCGGUGGGCUCGUCGUGGCGCUCGUGUCGAACGUGCGCUGUUCGGAAGAAGUCUGUUCGAACGGAAAGAAUGAGUGUGUGUGCGCGUGUCUCCCUUCCAUAGUCCCAGCUGUGGAUGCCGAUAAAAAACACCGAUAAUACAAAAAAGCCAACAACAACAACAACAACGGGUUUUGGUAACUGUGGGUGAGUGAUCAUGUGGAUUUGUCGAAGUGCUCCUUUGUGAUUUGCUAUUACAUUGACGGCGUCUGUAUCUCACGACGGACUCGCCUAACGAAACCAGAAGAAAAGACUGUUUACUCGAGGGCGCCCGCGCAACCUUUACAUCGGCCCUUAUGCUUGUUUGGUGGUGAAGAAAAAAACGACGACCGAAGUUCAACCUCAACCAGCUUAUUUGACCUGUCAGUUCAUGUCAGUCGAUUGGUUCUGAUUAUCAGUCGUUAGCCGCACAACUACCCCACGUCUGUCAGUUCCAACGGAGAGGAAAAACGUGCAGUGGAGUACACAGAGAAGCGCGUAGAAUGCGUGAGCACCCGUUUCUGUGUGGCAAUUUUCCCCGUACGCGGCAGCAAACAUCGGAACAACAGUACCUUUGCCAUCACGAAGCGGCUGCAUCAGCAGGAAAGAAUAACAGUUUUCUCUACUAUCGGCGGCAUCCUUCAACUGUACGUCUCUGACACAUCUAGAAGAGCUUCGAAGGUCCGGUAAAACUCCAGAUAGAGCGCGACUUGCGCGAAGAGCUGCAGGUGGGCGCUGGUGGCCAUUAAGGAAAAGCUGCAGUGGCACAACAAUCGCACAGGAACUACUGUAGAAGGCGAACCUUACGGAAAGGGAGGCGUUCCCAGCCAUCAUCACGAACGAAGAAACGAGGGGUGCAAUCAAUCUACAGCACCUUUCGUGUGAACUCAACCCCUUCGAUCUAAGCCACACCGUUUCAGCUUGGAACAGGUUGUUGUGGCAGAUAUUUUAAAUCGCAUCGUUCGCGCAUUGUGGGUGUUGACCUAGCGAAAACUGAUAAAGACAAGCACAACAAAAAAAGGUCAUCCGCUGGCCUCCUGUAUUUAGAUGCAGUCUCUAUUCUUAUUGUUGCUGCUAGAUCAGGUGAGAACGGAGUUGUUCGUUCAUUGUGUUUGGAGUGCUUCACGAACGAAACAAAGCCAAAUAUUCAAAAUUACCCUGUGCUUGUUGUUGCUUCUUGAGGAGCAACAACGAUUACAAAUACAGAUAACAGAGGCGGGAACAACAAAGAUGCACGGUUGAUAAACGAAGCUGUCUUGCUGAACGACUGAUUGAUUGAGCUGAGGAUUAGGUCUGUAAAUGUUUGAGUUGUAGUUUGUCACCAGUAUUGUCAACAGUUGCCCAUAGCUGUACUUCAGACGUCCGCCUGAGCCAUAACACGAGACGUUACAGCAGCUCUAGUGGGUAUUUCAAGUGGCAGUCACAGUGGUGACGCAAACCAUACCUCGAUCUGCAUAUUGGCUAUCAGCAGACUGUGUAUGUGUCAGUGUUUUUGUGUGUCUUCAGUGCAGGCGGCCUCUGGUUCGAGCCAUCUUAAGUGCGUUGUGCGGCCGUCGAAAUAGGUAGCAACACCAGCAUUAAGGUGUAAGAAGCCGGUGGGGCAGAAGGUGGUGACGAAUUAUAUACGCUGUUGUCGCUGUAGCUAGCUGCAGCUUCCGCUGUAGCUGCAGGCUGCAGCUGUUAGAGCAGCUCGGCUGUGGCAAGAUGAUGGCGUGCUGCCUCUCGGAGGAGGCUAAGGAACAGAAGCGCAUCAACCAGGAGAUCGAGCGGCAGCUCCGUAAAGACAAACGCGAUGCGCGAAGAGAGCUCAAGUUGUUACUGCUGGGGACGGGAGAAAGCGGGAAAUCCACGUUUAUUAAGCAAAUGCGAAUUAUUCAUGGCUCCGGCUAUGACGACGACGAUAAGAAGGGGUUCAUCAAGCUGGUCUAUCAAAACAUCUUUAUGGCCAUGCAGUCUAUGAUCAAGGCGAUGGACAUGCUCAGAAUCCAGUACAAGGACCCCAGCAAUGUGGAGCAUGCACAGCUUGUGUCGUCGGUUGACUACGAGGCCGUUACGACAUUCGACAGGCCAUUUGUGGUUGCUAUACAAAAACUUUGGGCCGAUCCAGGGAUACAGGAGUGUUACGAUCGGCGACGAGAAUACCAGCUGACAGACUCUGCCAAAUAUUAUCUGUCGGAUAUAGAACGCAUCGCCCGCAGAGAUUAUCUCCCUAGUCAACAGGACAUCUUAAGAGUGCGUGUACCCACCACCGGUAUUAUCGAGUAUCCGUUCGAUUUGGACUCAAUCAUAUUCCGCAUGGUCGACGUAGGCGGGCAGCGGUCCGAACGUCGCAAAUGGAUUCACUGCUUUGAGAAUGUUACGUCUAUCAUAUUCCUCGUAGCGCUCUCGGAAUACGACCAGAUUUUGUUUGAGAGUGAUAACGAGAACCGAAUGGAGGAGUCAAAAGCGCUCUUUAAAACGAUUAUUACCUACCCAUGGUUUCAAAACAGCUCAGUUAUCCUAUUUCUCAAUAAAAAGGAUUUGUUGGAAGAGAAGAUCAUGUACUCACAUCUGGUCGAUUAUUUCCCCGAGUACGAUGGCCCGAAAAAAGACGCCAUGCACGCGCGCGAGUUCAUCCUUCGAAUGUUCGUUGACCUAAAUCCGGAUUCGGAAAAGAUAAUCUAUUCGCAUUUUACUUGUGCGACAGAUACCGAAAAUAUCCGGUUUGUGUUUGCUGCCGUCAAAGACACGAUACUGCAACUAAAUUUAAAAGAGUACAACCUUGUCUGAAUAACAACCGACCGGCAUACCAACAACAACCGACAGGAAACGCAAUGUUGAAAACAAUCAGCGAACUGCAGCGGAGCAAACAACUUUCGUCUGCUACCUGUUAUGUCGCUGAGUGCUCACAGCUGUACUUUCUCGACAUGUCGGUAUUCGUAGCCUUCAACCUUUGGACAACAAUAAUGAGAUGAAUAUAAAAAAAAAUUGCGACUCUGGCGUCAUCGUUUAUGAACUCCGACGAUGAACACAAUUAGUGCAACAACAACAACAACAAUAAUAACUAACAAGAUUAGCAGAACUAGAAACAACUGCAGCAACAACAUAGAUAGAUUGCCACUGUAUAUAUUAGCAUGACAAGGGUAAAAGAGCUGAUACGAUGCUCGGGGGAGAAACUAAAUAUGGGUUAAGCUUCGUUGACAAGAGGAACAACCAACAACAACAAUAUAAUAAAACUAAGUAAUGAUUAUAGUACACAUAACAAUGACAACAACACCAGCAACAGAUUUAAAAGUACCGCCAUUAUUACAACAGGCGGUAGCGAGAAAACUGGGAGCAUAGACGACUUUAUUGGUGAACCCCUCAGCAGCAGCAGGAGUAACCACAAAUAAGUGAUUAUUAUAACAAUUUAUCAUGAUCGUAUAUAUAUGAUGGUGUUUACGAAAAACAGACUUGCUGCCGCCGGUUGAGCCUCCGCUGGCUUCAGAUUAUAUAUUAAAAAGAAGAAAGAACAUUAACGUGUAAUAAUAACGAUGAUCAUGAUGACUAUUAGAAUGGUGACCAUUAUUAUUAGUAUUAUUAACACGAUGAUUUUAGUGGCGUAAUUAUUACUAUAUACAUAUAUUAUAAACUAACUAAAAGUACGAAUGCAUGAGAGGAAUAAAAACGAGCACAUAGAGAGUCGCUUAAUGGAAUAACCGCAACAACUGGAUGAGUAACUACGAUGGUAUUGAGAUAUCGUGCUGAAAUGAUCAGAUAUAAUAACAUAUGAUAAUAUAGCGACGAUGAUAACAAUGAACAUGUGUGAGAAUGAAAAGAAACAGUAAUA
Varroa destructor (honeybee mite) is the source of this 11293-nucleotide messenger RNA. RefSeq names its product guanine nucleotide-binding protein G(q) subunit alpha. Lineage: Eukaryota; Metazoa; Arthropoda; Arachnida; Mesostigmata; Varroidae. Gene Ontology annotation, molecular function: G protein-coupled receptor binding; guanyl nucleotide binding; G-protein beta/gamma-subunit complex binding. Gene Ontology annotation, cellular component: heterotrimeric G-protein complex; cytoplasm. The record is from RefSeq and is a predicted model, not a curated record. Gene Ontology annotation, biological process: adenylate cyclase-modulating G protein-coupled receptor signaling pathway.